ACAGCUAAUAAGGUGUGCAUGGAAAUACAUCUGGGAAUACUAGUAUGUACUUCCAGUUUUAUAUGCUGCUAAUUCUUAGGAGGACAGGAAACAAACACAGUGGUUAGCAGCCAAAAGCGGUGAAUUUGCAGGGAUUUCUAACUGGCUUCAGAUAGCUCCAGGAACUUGACUAACAAGGCAAACACCAUGAUUCUAAAAGCCUAUACAAGCCUUUUGCUCUUAUUCUUGGUAAAUUCUGUGUGGACUCGAUCUGUGAGACAAGUUUAUGAUGACCUAGAUCCUGACCAUUGGUCUCAUUAUACUUCUGAGUGUCCACAGGAGUGCUUUUGCCCUCCUAACUUCCCCAAUGCAUUAUACUGUGACAAUAAAGGACUUAAAGAAAUACCUUCAAUUCCAGCAAGAAUUUGGUAUCUCUACCUUCAAAAUAAUCAAAUUGAAACACUUUCAGAGAAGCCUUUUGUGAAUGCCACUCACCUGAGAUGGAUAAAUCUGAACAAGAAUAAGAUCACAAACAGUGGAAUUGAGAGUGGCGUGCUGAGCAAGCUGAAAAGACUGCUUUACUUAUUCCUUGAAGACAACGAAUUGGAAGAGGUGCCUGCCCCACUACCAGUGGGUCUGGAACAGCUAAGACUAGCUAAAAACAAAAUCUCCAGAAUCCCAGAAGGAGUCUUCAGCCACUUGGAAAACCUUACUAUGCUAGACCUGCACCAGAACAGUUUGUUGGACAGCGCUCUUCAAAGUGACACCUUCCAAGGACUCAGCAACCUUAUGCAACUCAACAUAGCAAAAAAUUCACUCAAGAAAAUGCCUCUGAGCAUCCCAGCUAAUACACUGCAGCUGUUUUUGGACAACAACUCCAUCGAAGUUAUACCAGAAAACUACUUCAGUGCAAUACCCAAAGUGACUUUCCUUAGACUGAACUACAAUAAAUUAUCUGAUGAUGGUAUCCCCCCAAAUGGGUUUAAUGUUUCAUCUAUUCUCGACCUACAGCUGUCUCACAAUCAGCUCACUAAGAUUCCACCAAUCAAUGCUCACCUGGAGCACCUUCAUCUUGAUCACAACAAAAUCAAAAGUGUCAAUGGUACCCAAAUAUGCCCAGUUUCCAUUGCCCUGGAAGAAGAUUAUGGUUACUAUGGCAACAUCCCUCGCCUGCGAUACCUUCGUCUGGAUGGAAAUGAAAUUCAACCUCCAAUCCCACUGGACAUCAUGAUUUGUUUCCGCCUGCUUCAAGCUGUUGUCAUAUAAAGAUAGUGCAGUGUCACUCUUGUA
Ficedula albicollis (Collared flycatcher) is the source of this 1269-nucleotide messenger RNA. It is a transcript of the gene KERA, whose product is annotated as keratocan. NCBI's taxonomy places the organism in Eukaryota, Metazoa, Chordata, Aves, Passeriformes, Muscicapidae. The record is from RefSeq and is a predicted model, not a curated record. The coding region runs from base 187 to 1245 and encodes 352 amino acids. The transcript has 3 exons. Gene Ontology annotation, molecular function: protein binding.